AUUUCUCUCACUUUUCUUUAGCGUCCCAUCACUUUCUCGGAUUUUCUCGGCGACUUUCUUUCGUGCCAACCUGUUUUCGCUCCGUUCUCGCUUUUGAACCCCCCCCCAGGAUCGCUCUUUAUUGAUUUUUAUUCUCAUUCUCUCUUUCGACGCGCGCCCGAUCUGUUGUUACUGUGUUACUGGUACCGUACCAGUGUUGAAAUCGAUGGAGCUGGUGAAACAAGAUGGGAAUGAUUCUCUCGACAUGCUCAUCAGACGAGCGGUUGGUAAAGAUCCGUUUCUCACUUUCCAUAGACCUGAGAACAGUCCGGUGCAGCUCUUUCAGCUUCUCAAUACCUUAGAACGUCCAGGAUGGCCGUUGCUGGCUCCUUUGAAGAUACAGCUGCACAAGUGUGACAAGUGCACCAGGGAGUUUUGCUCUCCUGUCAACUUUAGAAGGCAUAAACGUAUGCAUCGGCGUUCCACAAAGCCUGAAAAGUAUUCUGCCAAAGAGAAGGAUGCACUGGGGGCCUUUUGGGAUGAGCUCUCUGUAUUUGACGCAAAGGAGAUUCUCUCAUUAAAGAACAUGAUGCUGGAGAAUGUUCGUGGAGAAUCAGUUGAGUCAGGACUAAUUUCUCUGAUCGAAAACCCAGGAUAUACUGCGCUCCCGCAGUAUUAUCUAAGAGCUGGUUCUGACCUUUUGGAUAUCAUCCAGGGUAGACCUCUUAAGUUUCCAAUUUAUUCAAAUCAACUUUUUAGCAUUCUCGAUGAUGCAAGCGAAAAAACUUUCAUGAGCAACGAGGCUGCAUCAAUGCAAAAGUACAUUUUUGACGGGGAAAAUGGAAAAAAUGUACUGGAGGCAAAAAAUGUCGUUGCUUGCGCAAGCUUUCUUCUGGAACAACAAUUGAUUAAAGCUUGGCUUGCUGACAAAGAUGCGGAAGCCCUGAGGUGCCAAAAUUUACUGGUUGAAGAGGAAGAAGCUGCUCAAAGAAGACAAGCUGAGCUCUUGGAGAGGAAGAAGAGGAAGAAGCUAAGACAGAAAGAACAGAGAGUAAAGGACCAGACUAAAGAUGCUAAGGAAGACGAGAGUACCACAUCAGAUGAACAACAACAAUCUCCUGCCGAGUCAUCAAGACCGUUAUCUGUUGCUUCAGAUACCGAGGCACAGAGAUCAGACUCCAUACCAACUGAGAACUCUUCAUCCCUCGAGGAACCUCAAGUUUUGGAAAUUGAUAAUGAGAGGAACGGUGAAACUCAAGCGCCAACGGUUGAUGGUGCUGGUUUUGGUAAUGGCCAAAACAUGGAAAGGCGAAGUGGCCGUAGGGAAAUGGAAAGAUCACAGUAUGGAAUGCCGAAUGGGUUUCGCGGUAAUCAUGCGCCGAAACUUGGAGGCAUGCGAAAGAACGGAACUAACAGAGACACAAGAGCCAACACUACCAAAGUUUGGAGCCGAAAAGCUGAUAACCCCAAAUCGAUAUCACCAGACGCAGUAGUAGCUGAACCGGAACAAACUAAGAACAGCGAAGUUCUGAUUGGAUCGGUAAGUGUAACAAUUGGAAACAGCUGUCUCAGUGGAGAACAUAACCAAGCAAAAUGUAGUAGUGAAGAGGAGGGAAGAAUAAAGGCGGUUGAGGCGAAACCCACAUCUGAGCAAUCAACUGUAGAAGUAUCGAGACCAGUGAGCAGUCAGGGAAGGAAAGUGUCAACAGCAAAUGGAAACACAGACAAAAAAGAUAAGCACUUGAGCUCAACUCAACCUGAAGUUAAAACCGCUAAUCACAUAAGCUUGCAGUUCAACAACCACGAAGCAAAGGCGUUUCUUGCAAAGAGAUGGAAAGAGGCAAUAUCUGCAGAACACGUGACGUUGGUUCUGUCUCAGGAAACAGACAUGCCGGGCAACAACACUCACGAAUCCUCAAAUGGUGUUAUAACCGCCGCAAGACCAAAGCACAGGAUGAAACCCGAAAAGGGCGCGAAGGUGAAGUAUGUUGCAAAACAGAAGAUUCCUUGAAAAAUCGAACUUGAUUCUGGACCAGAGAGUAUCAUUCUUUUUAGGUAUACCAAAGUGCAGUAUUAGCGAGAGAGAUAGAGAGAGAGACAAAUCAUUUUUUUUCUUGCUUCUAGAGAGAUUUUUCUUGAUUUCAAGAGUCCUCAUUCUUGAUAGAAAGACAUAGAUUUGUUAUUUUGUUGACCUUAUUCCAUUCUGAGGGUUUAAACUUGAAAUUUAAGAUUUUGAAAUGAAAUGGGUUUUCAGAUUUU
Brassica oleracea var. oleracea is the source of this 2238-nucleotide messenger RNA. Its product is annotated as neurofilament medium polypeptide-like. NCBI's taxonomy places the organism in Eukaryota, Viridiplantae, Streptophyta, Magnoliopsida, Brassicales, Brassicaceae. The record is from RefSeq and is a predicted model, not a curated record. Bases 206 to 1990 code for a protein of 594 amino acids. The transcript is spliced from 10 exons.